AAGAAAAAAAAAUAUGAUCCCUGCGGAUAUCAGCAAAUUGCUUGAAUUGAAUGCGUCACAGCUCCACGCUCUUUGCGAGCUCGGUUGCGACUCGUUCCAGUCCCAAUUGACCUUCCCGGAAUCUCUUGUGCUGCUUUUUUGGACCUCGGGAUUUCUCCUCGAACUUGACGUCUUUUUUUUUCGCCUCGCCUAGCCAACCUGCAGCCAUCAUGGCGACCAUCAUUCUCGGGGCCCAAUGGGGCGACGAAGGCAAGGGGAAGCUUACCGACAUCCUCUGCCCUUCGGUUGAGUUUUGCGCCAGAGCCGCCGGCGGCCACAACGCGGGCCACUCCAUCGUCGCCAACGGCGUGUCGUACAGCUUCCACCUCCUCCCGUCGGGCCUGAUCAACCCCAAGUGCAAGAACCUCAUCGGCUCGGGCGUCGUCUUCCACGUCCCCAGCUUCUUCAAGGAGCUCAAGGGCCUCGAGGACAAGGGCCUGGCCGGCGUGCGCGACCGCAUCUUCGUCUCGGACCGCUGCCAGGUCAACUUUGACCUACACGCCGCCGUCGACGGUCUCGAAGAGGUCGAGCUGGGCGCGCGCAAGAUUGGCACCACGGGCAGGGGGAUCGGGCCGUCGUACAGCACCAAGGCUUCGCGGAGUGGUGUCCGUAUUGCCGAAAUCUUCGACGAGGUGGUCUUUGAGAGGAAACUGCGCCAGCUCGCCGAUGGCUACAAGAAGCGGUUCGGCGACCUGCUCAAGUACGAUGUCGAGGAUGAGAUUGCUCGGUUCAAGGAGUACCGCAAGGAGCUCGGCAACUACGUCGUCGACGCGGUCAAGUUCAUCAAGGAUGUGCAGGAUCGGGAUAGCAAACUCCUGAUCGAGGGCGCAAAUGCCCUGAUGCUCGACAUCGACUACGGCACCUACCCCUAUGUCACCAGCAGCAACCCCUGCCUGGGCGGCAUCAUCUCAGGCCUCGCCAUCAACCCGCGCAAGAUCGACAACAUUGUCGGCGUCGUCAAGGCCUACACCACGAGGGUGGGCGACGGCAUCUUCAAGACGGAGGACGAGGGUGAGAUCGGCACCAAGCUGCAGGAGGUCGGGCGCGAGUGGGGCGUCAGCACGGGCCGCAAGCGGCGCUGCGGCUGGCUGGACCUGGUGGUGGUCAAGUACUCGGCCGCCGUCAACCACUACACGUCGCUGAACCUGACUAAGCUGGACGUGCUGGACUCGUUCCCCGCCAUCCGCGUGGCCGUCGCCUACCGCGAUCCGGUCACGGACCAGGACCUCGACUACUUCCCGGCCGAUCUGGGCCUGCUGGAGCGCGUGCAGGUGGUGUACAAGGAGUUUGAGGGCUGGAACGCGCCCACGACGGCCGUCAAGAAGUUCGAGGACCUACCCGCCCAGGCGCGCGCCUACGUCGAGUUCAUCGAGCAGUACGUUGGCGUCAAGGUGUCGUGGAUCGGCACGGGCCCGGACCGCGACGACAUGAUCUACCGCUAGGGGGGAGGGAGAUGACGUGAGGGAGCGAAAAAGGAUCAGAUAGAGAAGACAAAUGGAUAGACUGGGUAGGUACCGUAUGCAUCAAAAGCGGGACGGGCGAAGGAUAAUGCAGAUGCCAGAGACGCGGGCAUUGGGGGCGACAUCGUUGCCAUGUCAAGUCGAAUAGAGCUUGAGAUUUCAAGGGUGGAGGUGUUCCAU
Molecule: messenger RNA, 1679 nt
Organism: Gaeumannomyces tritici R3-111a-1
Lineage: Eukaryota; Fungi; Ascomycota; Sordariomycetes; Magnaporthales; Magnaporthaceae
Product: adenylosuccinate synthetase
Exons: 7
Coding region: 210-1481 (423 amino acids)
Biological process (GO): IMP metabolic process; 'de novo' AMP biosynthetic process
Cellular component (GO): cytoplasm
Molecular function (GO): adenylosuccinate synthase activity; GTP binding
Source: RefSeq, a predicted model, not a curated record